ACUUCACUACUGAGAUCUCUCUCCCUAAUUUCCUCAUAAUAUAGUUUCCUCUGUCUCUUAAUUAUCUCUGUUUUCUCUCUCUACAUGACGAUAUCAAGAAAACAUGCUAACCUUCUUCUUGAUUAAAAUGAUAAGUUUUCAAGAUUUGAAUAUCCAGUACAUAUAUAUAUAUAUAUAUAUACAUGCUGAAAUAUAGGAGACAAAGAUGUCUCUAGAGAGAUAAAGAUUGUAUUUUUAUGAGCUGUGAAGAAAAUCCAGAAAAGGGAUAUUGGAAAUUGAAAGUGAAGAUUAGGUUCUUGUCUGCAUUUCUUAAGUAAAUUGCCUCAAGUGUUAGAAAGAUUAGAUAUUUGAGAGAAAAAUGAAUAAAGUACUAUAAGGGGUUUCUUUAUAUAGUUCCUGAAAGUGAAAAAAAUAGAGUGGAGAAGGAGGAUGACUCUAGUGAUGUUAUUAGGGAUUGGUUUUAGGUUUUCUUGUGAUUAUAUGAGUUGGGUAUAGUGUAGAAUUUGGGUAUACUGGAUUUAUAUAGCCGACUCUAACUUGUUUGGGACUGAGGCACAGUACUUCUUGUUGUUUGGGUGUAGUGGGAAUUCAUGACUGAGGCCUAGUUGUUGUUGUUUGGGUGUAGUGUAGAAUUUGUUUUGUCUUUGGAAUGAGGAGCAAAAUUUGAACUUUUUUGGGAAAUUCAAAUCUUGGGCUGUUGGAGUGGACAGUAAAGUUGCUAUUUUGGGAAAAAAACAAGUUGGUGAAAUGAUAUCUUCAGGGACAAAUUUGGUUAUGACUGUGAUUGGAUUUGCUGUUAGUACCAUGUUCAUAGUAUUUGUGUGCACAAGGCUAAUUUGUGCAAGAAUUCAAUUGAACGCAAGACGGCGCUCUUUUGCAUAUGCUUCUAGAUCUGAUCUCAGCAUUUUGGAGCGUGGUUUACAUGGUCUCGAGCCUCUUGCUGUUGCCGACUUCCCGACGAAGAAGUAUGGGGAUGUGUUUUUUACCUCUGUAGAAGAUGCUCAGUGCAUUGUUUGCCUUGCCGAGUAUCAGGAGCAGGAUGCGUUACGUAUUUUGCCAAUAUGUGGACAUUCUUUCCAUGCAACAUGUAUUGACAUAUGGUUUCAGCAGCACUUCACAUGCCCAGUUUGUCGAAUUUCUCUACGUGAAACACCUGAAAAAAAGAGAUUUAUGCAACCGUUGUUUAGUUCAGCUAUCCGAUCUCACUUUGAGUUGGACUCCCUGAAUGUUGGUUCAAAUCUCUGCCUAUCAGCUGAGCAGAGGCAUUCUCCAAGAUUACAUGACAGCCUGAGAACGGACUCCACCACAGACGCUCAAUGCCCACCCGAGGGUGGUAUGAUGGUAGUCAGAGGAAACGAUAUCAUAUUAAACGAGGACAGUCAGAACACGAAAAACUCAGAAAACAAGCAAGUUGAGAGCCCAUCAAAUGCAUAAGCAUUUUAAGUCAAGCCCGCAGAGACUUGAAGAUUUCACAUUGUAGGUAUUGUGUUCAUUCCGUUGCUCGGAUUUUGAUUUGGUAGAUAACUUACUGCUCAUAGCCUUUUGUAACUAUAGCAAGGCAUUGUUUCUUUCAUUUUUUUGAGUACCUCACACUUUGCUAUACUUCAGUUUUCAACUUGAAGGUUGAUGGUAGUUUUGUAGAUCAAUUUGUUCAGCUUCCUUGUACUUAUAGAUUCUUGUUUAUUAUGAUGUUUUUGCAAGAAAACUGAACCAAGAGUAUGAUAAAUAACACCCUUUAGUAGGGGUGGGCAUAGUACCGUAUUGAAAA
Messenger RNA from Solanum dulcamara, 1768 nucleotides. Its product is annotated as RING-H2 finger protein ATL38-like. The transcript is spliced from 3 exons. NCBI's taxonomy places the organism in Eukaryota, Viridiplantae, Streptophyta, Magnoliopsida, Solanales, Solanaceae. Bases 748 to 1434 code for a protein of 228 amino acids. The record is from RefSeq and is a predicted model, not a curated record.